AUGCGCCUCUUUGACUCACUGCAAAGCCAUGACGGCAGGCAAAGUGACCUGGGAAGCACGCUGGCCCAGACCGCUAGACUACACACACUUCAACUUGACGAGUACUUGCUCACCCCAGUUACAUCAUGGGAGUUCUCUCCACAGAUUUGGGAACGCACGUCGACAUCAGAACAGCCAGCCCGCCGCCACAUGGCUCAAGAUCUUGAUCUCAAGAUACCUAGCAAUGACUCCUCGAUUGCCAAGCAUAGUCGUGUAGCAAAUGUUAUUUGGAACUCUGGAAGUCUUUGGAACUAUAUCCUGGCUGCUGUAGUCGCUGAAGAAGUGAAAGGUUCAAGUUGUAUCCCUGGUGUGUUCAUCUCAUGGCAUCUGAAGCUCACAGAGACAGCCAGCGUGAUCCAAGACUUUCCAAGGGCGGGGUGGUCUGGCGUUGUCGACGAGGAAAACUUUAGUGCCCGGUUGAGGAGCCAGGAUCAUGAGAGAAAACCAACCCCCGAGAUAAGAGAAAAGACGGAGAGUGCGAGUGAAAGAGAUUAUUCUCGAGUUUCUCGAAAUGAUGUAAAUCUUCAGCUCGUCAUCACGGCUCCGACCUACCCGACGCAGGGUGUGCCAUUCACGUCACACGUAGCCCUACUAGGAGCGGCCACCCCGCGCAACCCGCGGUUCAUCGGCAUUCCCAUCUUCCCCAUUGUCUCUCUCGCGCGGGGUGGCGGGCGCCCACUCAUGAGCAAACAAACAACACCGCUGGUUGGCCGUAUUCCCGCCGCUGGGCUGAUCUGGCUCGUCGGAGUCGCGCCUCUUGGGCAAGCUAAUGUCUUCGUAUAUGCAUAUCGCACACAAGCGAAGCGGCAGUCUAACCUCGCGGUCUCAGUUGCUGGCCAUGGGGGUCGGGCGGGCAGCAGCUUGGCCAACCUCACGGCCACAUCACACAUCACACAUCACACACACUUCAUGGCGGCAGAGACACCCCGCCUGAAGCAACAUCGCGCCCUGCAGGGUUGCGGCACGCGCGAAUUUUCAAGCAGAGGGCCCAGAGAGAGCGUGGGAGGCAGACUGCCCACAAAGGAUUAUAACCCUCGUGCCGAAAGGGCUCAAAGAGGCAACGUCAAUAGAGUGCCAAGGAGCCGCAACACGCCGCAACGUAGCACCAGGCCCCCGGAGGCGGUACGGAAUAAGGGAAAGGAAUGA
Messenger RNA from Colletotrichum lupini, 1185 nucleotides. RefSeq lists its product as uncharacterized. The record is from RefSeq and is a predicted model, not a curated record. Bases 1 to 1185 code for a protein of 394 amino acids. The transcript is spliced from 15 exons. NCBI's taxonomy places the organism in Eukaryota, Fungi, Ascomycota, Sordariomycetes, Glomerellales, Glomerellaceae.